CAAGUAUUGGGGCCAGUAAAAGUAGAAGUGCUAGUAGUUCGAGCACCAGCAAAAUUGCCUGGUUAUAAACAAUAUUCUGGUGCAAUUGAGAAGAUAUUGCAGCAACAUCAUAUGACACAGAAAUGUACUGCAACGAUAAAUGCUAGUCCAAUAUUAAAGAUACUCAAUCGUGCCAGAAUGAAUAAAAAUACAAGGGUAAAUGAG
Molecule: messenger RNA, 204 nt
Organism: Racocetra persica
Lineage: Eukaryota; Fungi; Glomeromycota; Glomeromycetes; Diversisporales; Gigasporaceae
Source: the annotation of a GenBank genome assembly